CGCCUCAUCAAAUUUGCAAUGGGAUCUGCUUCUCAACAGCCAUGGGUUGCAAUAGCAGUGUUUGUGAUAGCUACAGCGCCACUAUCAACGUCAUGCCCCUACGCCUCCAUCUUCAGUUUCGGUGAUUCACUCGCCGACACUGGCAACUUGUAUUUCAGCUCCCUCGCACCCUGUCACCAUUGCUUUUCCCCUCCCUAUGGCGAAACCUUCUUUCACCAUCCCUCUGGACGCUGCUCCGACGGACGCCUCAUCAUUGAUUUCAUUGCUGAGUCGUUGGGACUUCCACUGGUGAAACCCUAUUUUGGAAUUAAGAAGUUUGGUGGAAUGGGAGAUUGGAAUGUGAGUGGGGGAGCGAAUUUCGCUGUUGUAGGAGCGACGGCGUUAGAUUCGGAAUUCUUUGAAGAGAGGGGCAUUGGGAUCAGCACCAAUUAUUCUUUGAAUGUUCAAUUGAACUGGUUCAAGGAACUGCUUCCUGCUCUCUGUAACUCUUCAGCCGAUUGCCAUAAAGUUCUCGAGAACUCAUUAUUUCUCGCGGGUGAAAUUGGAGGGAAUGAUUUUAAUUAUCCUUUAUUUGGACGAAAGAGCAUAGUGGAGGUUAAAACAUUUGUGCCGUACGUAAUCAAUGCAAUAGCUUCCGCUGUUCAUGAAUUGAUUGAUCUAGGGGCACGCACGCUUAUGGUUCCUGGGAAUUUACCACUGGGAUGCAGUGCAGUCUAUUUAACACUAUAUGAAACCGUAGAUAAGAACCAAUAUGACCAAUAUGGGUGCUUGAAAUGGUUAAGCGAGUUCGCUGAAUAUUACAACCAGAAGCUCCAAAGUGCAAUCGACAGGCUUCGAGAACUUCAUCCUCAUGCUAAUAUAAUUUAUGCUGAUUAUUACAAUGCUGCAUUGCCAUUAUAUCAAUAUCCCACAUAUUUUGGUUUUACAGGUCUCAAAAGUUGUUGUGAAAUGGGAGGUACAUACGAUUUCAAUGCAUCAGCAAGUUGCGGCAGUCCAAGUGUGGUUGCUUGUGAUGAUCCUUCUCAGUAUAUUGGGUGGGAUGGUGUUCAUUUGACCGAGGCUGCAUAUAGAUUCAUAGCCGAAGGUUUAAUAAAUGGACCAUAUUCUCUCCCUCAGUUUAGUACCCUGUGCUUCACGAAUAUAAACAAUGAGUAUUUCAAUAGCUAAAUUGUUUCUUCUGUCGAAAUAAAACGAAAGAAAAUCAAUUUACAUACUGUUCCUGCUUG
This is a messenger RNA of Abrus precatorius (Indian licorice), 1226 nucleotides long. Its product is annotated as GDSL esterase/lipase At1g28590-like. The transcript is spliced from 5 exons. The record is from RefSeq and is a predicted model, not a curated record. The coding region runs from base 19 to 1167 and encodes 382 amino acids. Gene Ontology annotation, molecular function: hydrolase activity, acting on ester bonds. Lineage: Eukaryota; Viridiplantae; Streptophyta; Magnoliopsida; Fabales; Fabaceae.